Molecule: messenger RNA, 1767 nt
Organism: Hypomesus transpacificus
Lineage: Eukaryota; Metazoa; Chordata; Actinopteri; Osmeriformes; Osmeridae
Product: butyrophilin subfamily 1 member A1-like
Exons: 9
Coding region: 26-1537 (503 amino acids)
Molecular function (GO): protein binding
Source: RefSeq, a predicted model, not a curated record
CUGACCCUGCCUGACUGUGUUCUGGAUGUUGUCCUCAGGAAUGAUGCUGACCCUGCCUGGCUGUGUGUUCUGGAUGUUGUUCCCAGGAAUGAUGCUGACCCUGCCUGACUGUGUGUUCUGGAGGAUUCUCCUACUGCUCCACACAGCAAACUGCGUUACUCGUACAGUCAUUACUCCAGUUCAGCAAAUCACUGUUGUGGCUGGUGAAAGUCUAGUUCUGCCGUGCUACGUCAACCCCAGCGUCAGUGCUGAGGGCUGGACGGUGGAGUGGUUGAAACUCUCAGUAGACAGAGACCAACGCAACAUCCAUCUUUACAAAGACGGCAGAGAUGACAAUGAAAAUCAGAAUCCCUCCUUCAAGGCAAGAACAGCUCUGUUUAAAGAGGAACUGAAGACAGGCAACACCUCCUUGAAGCUGCUCUGGGUUAGAGGCACUGAUGAAGGAACUUACAAAUGUUUUGUUAUGUCACCUACCUCGAAAUGGUAUGAUGAUUCCAACAUUGAAGUCCAUGUUAAAGCUGUAGGAUCUCAUCCAGUGGUCUCUAUCGAGGGACACAGAGUGACAAGGAUGGGUCUGCUGUGUGAGACACAAGGCUGGUACCCUGAACCAGAGGUGGAGUGGCAGGACAGUGAAGGAGUCUCUCUCUCUGCUGAUCCUCCAGAGACGACCACAGACUCUGAGGGACUCUACACACUCAAACUGAGGGUCACUGUUCAGAAGACAGAUACAAACCGCUUUAACUGUAGAGUUAAACAGAAAUACAUGAAGAGAGAUGAGACGGCAUGGAUUGAUGUUCCUGGUGAGCUGUUCUAUCAAGAUCACUCUUGGAAAGUGCCCUUGGCUGUGGUGUUUGGUGUCUGUGCCUUAGCAUCAGCUGUAGCCAUCUGUGUCCUGGUGAAGAGACAUAGAGAUAAAGAGACGAUUUUCAAGGCCCAGAAAGUUCGGCUCCUUGUUAAGAAAUGUCAGCUCCUUCAUAAGAAAUUUCAGUUCAAGGAUGAGAUUGAUGCCUGUGAGCUCACACUGGACCCAAACACAGCAAACAGAAAACUCUCUCUGUCUGAGGAGAACAGAAAGGUGACAAGGACAGAGGAGCAGCCGUAUCUUGAUCACCCAGAGAGAUUUGAGGACCUUCACCAGGUGCUGUGUAGAGAGGGUCUGUCUGGGUGCUGUUACUGGGAGGCUGAGUGGAGUGGAGAACUGGUUUAUAUAGCAGUGACAUAUAAAGGAAUCAGCAGGAGAGGAAUGGGUAAUGAAUGUCUGCUUGGACAAAAUAACAAGUCCUGGAGUCUGUACUGUGGUAGUAACAGUUACGCUGCCCGGCACAAUAAUAAGAAAACUGACAUACCUGUCCCCCCCUCCAGCUCCCACAGAGUAGGAGUGUGUCUGGACUGGCCGGCCGGCACUCUGUCCUUCUACACAGUCUCCUCUGACACACUGACCCACCUGCACACAUUCCACAACACAUUCACUGAGCCCCUCUAUCCUGGGUUUGGGGUUGAUUAUGACUCCUCAGUGUCCCUGUGUCAGGUAGAAUAGCCCACACAUACUCUCACACACUAUGCUCACAUAGAUGUUACUGAAGAUUGAACUGUAUACAGUUGGACUUGAUAUCCCGGAAAGUUUGUAUAUUGAUUUGUGUAGAAUGUUUGUUUUGUUUUCAUUUGACAAACAACAAUCCUGUCUUUGAUCUCAGUUCCACUGAAUGUGAUGAACUAAAUAGUGUCUUAGUGACUAAAUAAGGAGAAAUAAAGAUGUUUUAUACAGGA